Messenger RNA from Ostrea edulis (European flat oyster), 3683 nucleotides. Its product is annotated as E3 ubiquitin-protein ligase TRIM71-like. The record is from RefSeq and is a predicted model, not a curated record. The transcript has 2 exons. Bases 1579 to 3237 code for a protein of 552 amino acids. NCBI's taxonomy places the organism in Eukaryota, Metazoa, Mollusca, Bivalvia, Ostreida, Ostreidae. Gene Ontology annotation, molecular function: zinc ion binding; protein binding.
UACAUCCGUAUUUUCAAGCUAGUAACGAAGUGCUUAGCUACUGGGCUGUAGAGAUCAUCGGGGACUAACAGUCCACCAGCAGAGGCUUCGACCCAGGAGUCAUAAUGUAAAACUUAUACGGUACCAAUUUUGAUGCACCCAAUGCACAUUUCGACAAAUAAUGUCUCUUCAGUGAUACUAAGUAUGUAUUUGUAAAUAAGUGAAUUACGCAAAAUCUACGUGGGAAUAAACCUUUUAUACUAUUUAUAAGCACGGGGUACUUAUACCACCCGUGCUGUUUGUUUAAUGCAUUUAUCUUGACUCCUUUCGGGGAUUUUUUUGGCAUGUAAUCCAAAGGACCGCGCUCGAAGAUUUUGAAGUCAUGCAUGUUUGCUUGAUCAGGAUAUAGGGCUCACGGCGGGUGUGAUCGGUCGACAGGGGAUGCUUGCUCCUCCUGGGCACCUGAUCCCACCUCUGCUGUGUCCAGGGGUCCGUGUUUGCCCAACUAUCUGUUUUAUAUUGCUUGUAGGAGUUGUGAGAUUGAUCACUGUUCGUUAUUUUCACCUCUCAUGUACAGCUGUAAAUUCUCGAUGUCGCGACAGUGCUAAUUACCACACUAUCUUUAUUUCACAUACAUUGCAUUAUGUAUUAAGAAAUUAAAUAAUAUAUCUCUUCAGUCAAAAUAAUAUUACAGAACAAUUCAUGACUUAUGAAAACGUCAAGAAUUCUAAAUAUCGUAGAAUAUUGUUUCACCUUUCCAUGUAUACAUGUAUCUGUAGAUGUAACAAUGUAAACAAUGUACAUAUGAAAUUUUCUUUUGUUUGUGCAUGAUUGCUACUUGCAUUGAUGUAAAAUGUUCGAACAUUUCAUGAAAAAUAUACAUCCAGUACUUGCACAAAAUAAACUAAUAGAUGUAUCCAUAUGCAUUCCCUACAUGCUUAUAAAAUAAGUACAAGUGGGAAAAUCCGAAAUAUACCGAAUGAAUAGACUAUUUUGCGUUCACCAUUUACCAAAUUGCGUUCACCGUUCGCUCCGCGAGCGUUCCCCGUUUGCCCUCCGACCCUCCGUGCGUUUACCAGUCAAGUGGAGAAAGUAGAAAGUUUCAGGGACUGUAUCGAUAUUGAGAGUGAUUACACAGGGGGUAAGGAACAUUACAUUGUUUAGUGUACAAUGUACAUACAAGGGGAAAGAGGUCCUUUUUGAUUUCUUAUUUUAUUUUUUUUCUCACAAAUUUUAUGAUUAAAUUAUCUAUCCUCCUUGAAAUUGUUGUAUAAUUUGUUUUUAAACGGUAAAAUCAAUAGACAAAACUGGGUCAAUAUGAACUUUAAAUUUAGAUAGCGUAUGCAAACUGACGCCGCGCAUUGAAUUCACAGAACUAAACCUGUAGACGGAAGGUCGAAAUAUCGGGGAGGCCAUAUUGGAUUUACGGGUGUGACAAACAUUGCCGUGUCGUAAAAUUGUUAAAAAUGGAUAAGAUAGUUGUUUAAAUGAUCAAAACAUAAUUAAUGUGAAAGAUCUGCUCUCACUGAUCAUAAUGUAUGCAGUUUAGAUGAAGGAGGGGCUGUAUCUUUGUGAGCUUGUGUGAGUCAGAUACCAGAAAUGCUGCACCCCCGGCGCAGUGCCCAGACCGUCCUACUGUGUGACCUCUGUGAAACUGUCAACCUACAGAGUCACUGUGAACUUUGUAAUGUACACUUAUGUAAGGACUGUGUUGAGGAACACCUUUCUGAUUCAUCUAAAAAACACAAUGUCGUGUCCUUUUUACACAGAAAGUCUACUCCUACCUACUCAAGAUGUCCGACACACGCGGAUAAACAUAGCGAACUUUACUGCGAGGAAUGUGACGUUCCUGUCUGUUCUACCUGUGUCUCAAAAAAACAUAGAGGGCACAAUUUAUGUGAUGUUCUGGAAAAAUUCAGCUCUAAAAAGGAAAGUUUACAAAAAGAUUUAGAGGAACUAGAGAGCAGAAUUUAUCCUCGAUAUGAAGAAAUGGCGUCCGAUGUCCAAACUGAGAAAUCCGAGUUAGAAACGAAUUACGGGAAACUGACAACAGCUGCCGAUCAACAAGAAGUCUUACACCGGGAGAUUACCGCCAUUGUCAACCAACGGAAAUCCGACAUCCAGGAGAUGAAAAAUAAACAUAUGGCCGCUCUAGAUAAAAACACAGAUGAAAUUACACAGAGAAUUACAGAACUCAGAAAAAUCAUUGAGGACCUGAAGAAAACACUGAACACCAAGGACGUCUCUCUAACGUCUACUUACAAAUCUAGGAAUGGCGAGUUCCGACAAUUACUUCCUAAAGUCAGAGUUACAUUACCAAGUUUCUCUCCUUCCAAAAUUAACAAAGACCAGCUCAAUAAAAUGUUUGGUUCUCUGUCGCCAUUAUCCAUUAACACAGAACAAGGCUACACAAUGAAGUCAGCAGAAGCUGUAUCGUCUCCUCCAGUCAAACCACUGCUUGAUGAGCCGCGUGUCACCGCCACCAUAGACACUGGGUAUUACUAUCUAUACAGUGUUAGCUGUCUGAGAAAAGAUCAAGUCUGGACACGCGGGGAGAACAAAACCAUGAAGCUGCUCAACCUCCAGAGUAAACUACUGACAUCAAUACAAACCAAGUCAGGGGACACACCGCGGGACAUAGCAGUGACACGGGACGGAGAUCUUGUUUAUACCGACGAUAGUAAUAACACCGUGAACUUAAUUAAGAAUAAAAAGAUACAGACCGUAAUCACACUACAGGGGUGGAGACCUGACUAUGUCUGCUGUACCGCGGGUAACGAUCUCCUGGUUACCAUGGACAGUGAUGAUGACAAACAAUCCAAAGUCGUGCGUUACACCGGCUCCACAGAGAAACAAAGCAUUCAGUUUGAUGAUCAGGGUCGUCCUCUCUAUUCAUCUGGUGGUUACAUUAAAUACCUCAGUGAGAACAGGAACCUGGAUAUCUGUGUGGCUGACCAUUCAGCUAGUGCAGUAGUGGUGGUCAAUCAGUCAGGAAAACUCCGAUUUAGAUACACUGGUCAUCCCUCUAAUACCGAGCAAUCAUUUGAUCCACGCGGCAUCACUACAGACAGCCAGAGUCACAUCCUGACAGCAGACAUUGACAAUCACCGUAUCCACAUCCUAGAUCAGGACGGACAGUUCCUCCGUUACAUUCACUGUGAUUUAAGCUAUCCAUUCGGUUUAUGUGUGGACAUCAGAGACAACCUCUUUGUGGCUGAGUAUGACACUGCUAAAGUGAAGAAAAUUCAAUAUCUAUAAACACAGUGUUAUUUACACAUCUCAACAGUAUUAAUUACACCUACCAAGACAGUGUUAAUUACAGCUCUGUGUGGAUUACAAUGUCAAACCGUGUUAAUUACAUCUAGAAAAUCUGUCAAUUACAUCUUUAAACACAGUGUUAGUUACAGUCGUGUGAAUUACAGCAGUGUGUGAAUUACAGCAGUGUGUGAAUUACAGCAGUGUGUUAAUUACAGCAGAGUUUGUGAUGUGUAAUUAACCUGUGUAUUGACACAGUAGAUUUGUGGUGGCUUAUUUUCGUCUGAAUGAACUGUCUUUUUUCAUUGUCUGUUUUUGUUUUAUUAUGUUUCAUUGUAUAUAUAUAUAGGAUCUGAUUAUUAUCCAACGAGUUGUUUGUUUUCUAUCCCGAGCUAUUCUAUCCGGAGUUUCAAUGUAUAUACUAUUACAUAGAUAAACAUGAUUUAGAG